This is a messenger RNA of Erinaceus europaeus (western European hedgehog), 2223 nucleotides long. RefSeq names its product coagulation factor XII (gene F12). The coding region runs from base 120 to 2054 and encodes 644 amino acids. The transcript is spliced from 13 exons. The record is from RefSeq and is a predicted model, not a curated record. Gene Ontology annotation, cellular component: rough endoplasmic reticulum; extracellular region. NCBI's taxonomy places the organism in Eukaryota, Metazoa, Chordata, Mammalia, Eulipotyphla, Erinaceidae. Gene Ontology annotation, molecular function: serine-type endopeptidase activity. Gene Ontology annotation, biological process: blood coagulation; zymogen activation.
GCCACCAAGGAAGCCGCUCUGCUGUCCCACCAGCCCUCCAAGUGCAGUCUGCCCAAUCCCAGCCACCCAGCCUGGGACCUUUGACCAGCCCCAUCGACCUGGACUCACAGCCCGACGCCAUGAGGGCCCUGCUGCUCCUGUGGUCCCUGCUGGCAUGCCAGGAGCCCAUGCUCGCGACCCCCCGCUGGAAGUUCCCCAAGGAGAUCAAGCACAGGGCUGGAGAGCACUCAGAAGCAGUUUUCACAGCCAGUGUCACUGUGACUGGGGAGCCCUGCCACUUCCCCUUCCAGUACCAACGACGGCUCUUCCACAAAUGUAUCCGCAGGGGCCAGCCAAGCCCCCAGCCCUGGUGUGCUACCACACCCAACUUCGAUCGGGACCAGCAGUGGGGGUACUGCCUGGAAGCUGAGAGAGUGAAAGACCACUGCAGCAAGCACAACCCCUGCCGCAAUGCGGGCACCUGUGUGAAUGGGCCCACAGGCCCCCUCUGCAUCUGCCCAGAUCAUCUGACUGGAAAGCACUGCCACAAAGAGAAGUGCUUCGAGCCUCAGCUUCUCCAGUUCUUUGGUGAGAAUGAUGUCUGGCAACGGUUGGAACCUGCAGGUGUGGCUAAGUGCCAGUGCAAGGGCCCAGAUGUCCACUGCCAGCUGCUGCCCAGUAAGGACUGCAGCACCAACCGGUGCCUCAACGGGGGCCACUGCCUGGAGGCCGAGGGCCAACUGUGCCGCUGCCCGGAUGGCUUUGGGGGCCACCUCUGCGACAUAGACUUGCGGGCCAACUGCUUUGAGGGCCGAGGCCUCAGUUACCGGGGCGCAGCGCGAACCACGCUGUCCGGGUCCUCGUGCCAGCCCUGGGCCUCGGAGGCCACCUACAGGAACUUAACUCGGGAGCGAGCGCUGGCCCUGGGGCUAGGCGACCACGCCUUCUGCCGGAACCCGGACAAUGACAUCCGCCCCUGGUGCUUCGCGCUCAGCGAAGACGACCGGCUGAGCUGGGAAUAUUGCCAGCUGGCACAGUGCCAGACCGCGCCCCAGGUGGCCCCCCAAAGCCGCCCUCCCGUCCAGGCGCCCCCGGAGCACGAGGACCAGCCCCCGCCCCCGCCAGGAGCCCGCACCCAAGACGCAGGCGCCCCGGCUGAGACCCUGGGAGGCUGCGGGGUGCGGCUGCGGAAACGACUGUCGGAGUUGAGCCGCGUGGUCGGGGGGCUGGUGGCGCUGCCUGGCUCGCACCCCUACAUCGCCGCGCUGUACUGGGACCGGGGCUUCUGCGCCGGCAGCCUCAUCGCCCCCUGUUGGGUGCUGACCGCGGCGCACUGUCUGCAGGGCCGGCGAGUAGCUCCCACCCCCGCCCCCCAGCCCGGGCUCCCCUCCACUUCGGGGCGCCCCCCGUGGGAAGCCGGGCAGGAGCUGGGGAUCCCGGGGCCGACCCGAGCACCCUUCUCCCGCCCUGCCCGCAGGCCGGCUCCCCAGGAGCUGACGGUGGUGCUGGGCCAGGAGCGCCACAACCAGAGCUGCGCGCAGUGUCAGACCCUGCGGGUGCGCGCCUACCACCUGCACGAGGCCUUCUUGCCCGCCUCCUACCACAACGACCUGGCCCUGCUGCGCCUGCAGGAGAGCCCCGACGGCAGCUGCGCGCUCCUGUCCACUCACGUCCAGCCUGUGUGCCUGCCCGCCCGUCCCGCCCAGGCUACCGGGGCCACGCCCUGCGAGGUGGCCGGCUGGGGCCACCAGUUCGACGGGGCGGAGGAGUAUUCCAGUUACCUGCAGGAGGCACAGGUGCCUCUGAUCUCCCUUGAGCGCUGCGCUGCCCCCGAAGUACAUGGGGACGUCUUCGGCCCUGGCAUGCUCUGCGCAGGCUUCCUGGAGGGGGGCACCGAUGCAUGCCAGGGUGACUCCGGGGGCCCACUGGUGUGUGAGGAGGAGGCCUCUGGGCCCCGGCUAGUCCUCCGAGGCGUGGUCAGCUGGGGCGCGGGCUGUGGCGACAGCAACAAGCCGGGUGUUUACACCGAUGUGGCUCACUACCUGGCAUGGAUCCAGGAGCACAUGGACUCGUGAGCAACCACGACCUGGUUUUUCACUCGUGGGCUGUGUUGGGUGGGAAGGUGGUUGGGCCCUGGUUGUGGAUGGCAAGAGCUGUGUUCCACCUCCACCUGCAGCCCCCAGCCCCCAGCCUCCCAGCCCAGGGCCAGGCACCAUGUGGGUCUCAAUAAAAUGCUUCUGAAGA